ACUUUCAUCAGUAUGGUCAGUGUACUGUGAGGCGUCGAGGGGGAAGUGUUGAUGCUCUACACUCCACCCAAUGGCUCCCAACACUUCUAAAAGUGGGAAAUCUACCCCUAAGGUUUCCCAGAAACUCAACUCUGUGGAGAAAAUAUUCAUUAAGUACAGACGGUGUGACUCGCCACAAACUUGGUGGAUUGUGUUUGGUGUGGUGUGUUUGCUGACUGCUGCCACAAGAUUCUACAAAGUUGGAGAGCCAGAACAUGUUGUGUGGGAUGAGACUCACUUUGGCAAAUUUGGAAGCUGGUACAUAAAUCGAACCUUCUUUUUUGAUGUCCAUCCUCCUCUAGGAAAGAUGCUGAUAGGAGCAUUUGGUUAUUUAACUGGAUAUGAUGGCAUGUUCCCAUUUGUUAAGCCUGGAGACUCUUAUGAGGGUGUCAGUUAUCUGGGCAUGAGAGUGUGUUGUACAGCAAUGGGGGCCUGCUUGGUGCCUUUUGCCUUCAUAAUCGUGUGGGAGAUGACCUUCUCGUUGCCUGCUGCAACAUUGGCAGCUUCAUUAAUUCUGUUUGAUGUGGGUUUAUUGACAUUGACACAAUAUAUCCUGCUAGAUCCCAUUCUCCUCUUCUUUAUCAUGGGAUCUGUUGUGGGCAUAGUUAAAUUCCAUGCCCAGCGAGAAAAGCCAUUCAGCAUCUCUUGGUGGGCAUGGUUGUGCUUCACAGGAAGCAUGUUAUCAGGAUCAGUGUCAACAAAGUUUGUUGGCCUUUUCGUUGUAAUCUAUGUAGGUCUGCACACAAUCAAAAGUCUUUGGGAUCUCUAUGGUGAUCUUAAUAAUUCUUUGACCUAUGUGGCAAAACACUUCUUGGCUCGUGCAUUGGGUCUCAUUGUCCUACCAGUUGUUCUUUAUUUUGUCUACUUCUACAUUCACCUGACUGUAUUAUGCAAAAGUGGGAAUGGUGAUGGUUUCUACAGUUCUGCAUUCCAGUCACAGCUGGAGGGAAACUCUCUGUAUAAUGCCAGCAUGCCUCUAGAACUUGCAUAUGGAGCAGAGAUAUCCCUGAAGAAUGCCAGAACAGGUGGUGGAUAUUUGCAUUCUCACAUACAUCUGUAUCCUGAAGGUUCAGGGGCUCGGCAGCAACAAAUAACAACGUAUUCACAUAAAGAUUUCAACAAUAAGUGGCUUGUGAAGAAAUGGAAUGAAGAGCCUGGUGACUGGGAAGAUGAUGACCCUGUUGAAUUGGUUAAGAAUGGAGACCUUAUUCGUCUUGAGCAUGUGCCCACUGGUCGAAACCUUCACUCUCAUCGUGAGCCAUCACCUGUUACAAAACGUCACCAUCAGGUUACUGGAUAUGGUGAAAAUGGUAUGGGGGAUGUGAACGAUGUAUGGCGUGUGGAAGUGGUAAAUGGUGAAGAAGAAGAAGUUGUGAAGACUGUAGUUCACAAGCUCCGAUUUGUUCACUACUUGGUUGGCUGUGCUUUGAUGUCACAUAAUAAACAAUUACCAAAAUGGGGCUUUGAACAAAUGGAAGUCACUUGUAACCCAAAUGUGCAUGACCUUAACAACUUGUGGAAUAUAGAAGAAAAUGUGUUCCCAAAACUACCAAACUCCAGUUUUGAGAUCUAUGGUCCAAACUUCGUAGAGAAGUUCCUAGAGUCUCACACUGUUAUGUUCCAAGGUAACUCUGGCCUCAAGCCCAAAGAAGGAGAAAUAACUUCCCAACCUUGGCAGUGGCCAAUUAACUUCAAGGGACAAUGGUUUUCAGCCAUUGAUGGCUUCAAGGUGUACCUGCUUGGUAACCCCAUCAUUUGGUGGGGCAACUUGUUUGUGUUGGCUGCUUUCGUGCUCGUCUAUUUCUACCAUGCUUACAGGACACAAAGAGGAAAAGUGGAUGAUACAGAAACUAAAGCUCGUCGUGACAAAACCUUGGAAGCCUGUGGAUGGCUAGUGUUGGCAUGGGGCCUUCAUUACCUGCCUUUCUAUGCCAUGGGUCGUAUCCUGUACUUCCAUCAUUACUUCCCAGCACUCCUGUUCUCCUCAAUGCUUACUGGUGUUAUUCUUGAUUAUUUGCUUGAGAGUCUGCCUAGCAUGGUUCCUCAGUACCUCUCAUCAUCAGUGUAUCCCUGGCUCACUGGAUUAUUCUAUUCUACUUUAAUUUAUAGCUUCUACCUAUUUGCACCACUUGCAUAUGGAAUGCACAACUUGGACCCGAGCUUUGAGAACAGUACUGUACACCAAAUUCGCUGGUUAGAUUCUUGGGAAUUUUAGGCAUUGCAUUCAUCCUGUACUGAUUAGUGAAAUAUGGCAACAGGAGUGAAAGUUUAAGCAAAACUCUUAAAUAUGAACAUUUGGUAUAUUCUGUCAGUCCAUCCUUUGAGCAUAUCUGUGCUGUAAUUAAAAACUAGUUAAAUUAAACAAUGAUCUUUUAGAUUUAGAUAUUUUUCACUUUAAUUGAUAAAGCGUAUUAGUUAUUUUUCCAAAGAAUUUAGAUCUGUUACAAUAAUCUGAUUUGUUUAAGUUGUUGGUUUUGGUGUAGUCUUUUAUAAAAGAUGUUUUAUUGUAGCUCCACACCUCUUUUUUUUUUUUUUUUUUUUUUUUUUUUUUUUUUUUUUUUUUUUUUUUGGUGGGGGGGGGGGGGGGGGGGGGUUGAAGUAGCUCUUUGACUAAGAUUCCCAUGAUAAUCUUGUACUUGUUAAUUUAAUAUUUUAUAAAAUUUAUAAUAAAAGUAUAACGGGUAAUUUGCCUGAUUAAGUAGUUUCCUUUUGUAUUAGUGGAGUAACAGCAUCUUGUCAAAUUUCUGUAGUAUAUAUAAAAAUUAGGUUAAAAUAUAAAAAAAAAAAAUUGAGGCAUAUCAGCAGGGUAGUAUAAUAUACCAAGGUUCAAAUUUCUAGUUUGAAUCAUUUUAUUAUAAUACAGAAAUUACAAAAGUUUUCUUAGCAAUUGAGAGCUUUGGAAAUGCUUUACUAAUAGAUACAAAAUAGUUUGAUAAUGCACCUUCCAUCAACAUAAAAAAAAAAAAAUUGAUAAUGUUGAUACCAGAAGCUUUAAGAGUAGACAGGAAUGGAAUAAUGUAGCCAUAGGUAGUUAUCCAAAAGUUUUGUAAGAGGGAACCAGCCCAAUUUGUGACAUAGGUACCAUGGAACCAGCCCAAAAAAUACUAUAUCAAGAAUGGUCAUUUCAGCAGAAUUAGCCUGAAGACAUUGCAGAAGAAGCAUUGAUUGGGAAAAUGUUUUGCUUUGUGUUUAGAUUUAUAAAGUCUGUACAACUUGAUAAAGCUUUACACAGCAAAGCAUUCCAAUAAAA
Cherax quadricarinatus is the source of this 3289-nucleotide messenger RNA. RefSeq names its product Protein O-mannosyl-transferase 2 (gene tw). NCBI's taxonomy places the organism in Eukaryota, Metazoa, Arthropoda, Malacostraca, Decapoda, Parastacidae. The record is from RefSeq and is a predicted model, not a curated record. Gene Ontology annotation, cellular component: membrane; endoplasmic reticulum. Gene Ontology annotation, molecular function: dolichyl-phosphate-mannose-protein mannosyltransferase activity. Gene Ontology annotation, biological process: protein O-linked glycosylation via mannose.